AUGGAGGUCAGGACUCUGUUGACCCUCCUGAUGGUCGUAUCAGGAUCCGGUUCCAGUGAUGAGCGUUCGGAGCACACGCACCAGGUCAGCACGUCUCAGUGUGGCGAAUACAAGAACCAGGUCAUGGAGGACGGAACGUGCAGACUGGAGGCCACCCUGCCUCAGCUGGAUGACCAGCGCUGCCCGGACAUGUUCCGCUGCACCGACGAGGUCUCGUACUGGCUCCACGAGAACGAAGAGAGGAAGCAGCAGAUCCUGGCCCUGCACGAGACCAUCUCUGAGCUGCAGGAGGAGCUCCGCAACCACCGGCACCGGGUCAAAGUGCUCGAGCUGCAGAGUGAAGAGAAGGCGCGGCUGAACAAGUCUCUGGAGCAGAGGUUUCAUGAGCUGGAGGGUCAGUACGAGGAGGCCACGACGCUGCUGCAUGUCCAGGGCUCGCUGCUCUACGAGCUGCAGAAUCAGAUCCACAAUCUCAGCCUGCAGGUGGAGAAGGUUCGCAGGAACCCUGGCUGCAUGAUCAACAUCGUUCGUACCAGCCACCUACUCAGCAAACAGCAGACGUUGCACCCCGAGAUGCAGCAUGUCAGGAACUGUCCCAUCGACUGUGCCUCCAUUUACUACAAUGGUGUGAGACAGUCUGGUAUCUACACCGUCGUACCAUCGUUAGGAGCCAAACCUGUGGCGGUCUACUGCGACAUGGAUACUGACGGUGGUGGCUGGACGGUGAUCCAGCGUCGGCAGGACGGCUCGGUGAACUUCGACCGCGGCUGGAAGGAAUAUAAGGACGGUUUUGGGGACCUGAACACAGAGUACUGGCUGGGAAAUGAGCACAUCCAUGAUCUCACCACUCAGGGCGAUUACGCUCUACGUAUAGAGCUGGAGGACUGGAGCAGCAAACGCAAGCACGCUCUCUACCAGAGCUUCAGGAUCGAGGCCGAGGCCGCGCAGCACAGGCUUCAUAUCUCCGGCUUCAGUGGAACAGUGGAGGACUCGUAUAGCUGGUAUCACGACAAGCAGGACUUCAGCACCCCGGACACGGGGAACAUCUGUGCCGAAAUUUCUCACGCGGGCUGGUGGUACAACCAGUGCUUCUAUGCCAACUUAAACGGCAUCUACCACAAGGGUGGACGCUACUCUCAGAAAGGAAAAAAUGCACUGGGACCCAAUGGCAUCGUCUGGUACACGUGGAAGGAUUCCGAUUAUUACUCUUUACGCAAAGUGACCAUGAUGAUCCGUCCACGCGUCUUCCGGCCGCACCAAUCACCCUGAAUAACUACGGCGGC
Molecule: messenger RNA, 1283 nt
Organism: Trichomycterus rosablanca
Lineage: Eukaryota; Metazoa; Chordata; Actinopteri; Siluriformes; Trichomycteridae
Product: fibrinogen-like protein 1
Exons: 6
Coding region: 1-1269 (422 amino acids)
Source: RefSeq, a predicted model, not a curated record